UGUCUAUCAGCGUGUCAUCAUCUUUUUCAGGAUUCCCACCCACAGUUUCUGCAGAACGUCAUUCAGCGGUCCAUCCCUGCGUUGAGGAGUCACGUCUUUGCUCUUUAAGUCCAGCAGGAUCGACAGCAGGCCUCGGCCUACAGAACCUAGCGGAGACAAACGCAGGAUCAGACGAUGAAGAGCGGAGCGGGGGGGUGUGCGUUGGGCCUGCUGUGCCUACUCGGCUCGGUCUUUGGGCAGGCGUUGGAUGUUCAGCCCGGCGUCCUGAUCUUCUGCGACGACCCGUCCGUGCAGCUGGCCGUCGGCAGCGCUGUGAGCAAGUUCAACGAGAGGUUGAGCACCGGACACAAGCUGGCCCUCUUUCAGACACUGUCAGCUAGUAAGUCAGAGAAUGGAUCAGACUCGGUGUACUCCCUGCAGUUCACCAGCAGGAGGAGUGACUGUUCAGCUGAGAGCAGCACACCCUGGACACAAUGCAACUAUCUGAUUGUUGGACCCGAGAAGCCGAUUUUAUGCAACGCCACAGUCUACAUGACGGAGACGGAGGCAGACACGAAGCAGGUGGAUUGCCAGUUAGAAAAUGUCAUCGUUCCAGACAAAGCGCGCUGCUUAGGCUGCCCUAUGGAGAUCGAUGUGAACUCAGAGGACCUUAGGGUUCCUCUCGCCGUCUCCAUCUCCAAGUAUAACUCCCAGUCCGACUCCACUCACUUGUUCACCCUGCACAAUGUCGGCUACUCCACCAGACAGGUUGUGGCAGGUUUCAGGUUCAAGCUGAAGUUUGAUAUGAGGAGGACGACCUGCGCCAAGACUGAGCACAAAGACCUCAAUGAUCUGUGUGUCCCCGAUGAAGGGAAUAAGGAGUACAUGCACUGUAACUCUACAGUGGAUGUAGCACCAUGGAGAUUUGAGGUCCCAAAUGCCUACUUGGAUUGUGAUGAAGGGCAACUGCCUUUCACGAUCUUGACGAGGCGGCGUCCUGCUGGCUGGUCUCCACUCAGGAACAUCCUGGAAAGGGUUCCCUCCACCGUCCCGUCCCCAACCCCCGCGCUGCCCACCGCGGCCGCAGUCAAAGCCUCAGACCCAGAAGAAUCCUCCGAGGAGGACACCACGGCCUCUAAGCCGUCCGCCUCCCCCGACGUGGCCACGGAAGCCGUGCACGACGGCCCCUUCCACUGCCCGUCCAAGCCCUGGAAGCCUUUCUCUUUGGUCCAUUUUGAAGCUCCUACGAAUGCAGCCAAGGAGGAGGCCACCUCCCCGCCCUCAGUGGAAGGGGCUUUCAGUGAUGCAGACCUGAUGGCAUAAGUUUUUUUUUUUUUCUUCGAGGGAACCACAUUUACAUACAAAAUGAUCUCACUCUAAACAGAUAUUUGUAUUUUGCAGACUUCUCUUAUACUAAAUUGCAUUGCAUUUUUUUGGAGGAGAUAUUUUCAUGGGUGCAAUGUAGAUCUAAAAGACAUAAAGGUGAAGUUACAAAAAUAUCCAAGAUGAUUAAGCACACUUCUUUUGAAAGAUGAUGGAAAUGAUGAUCGAAUGAGCGUGGAGAACUGGUGUCUUCUUUUGAGUAAAGUAAUGAGUGAUUGCAAAAUAUGUAUCUCAAAAACUCAAACCCAACAACACAAAAUAAAAUAUAACUUUGUUCUA
Messenger RNA from Pungitius pungitius (ninespine stickleback), 1641 nucleotides. It is a transcript of the gene kng1, whose product is annotated as kininogen 1. Gene Ontology annotation, biological process: negative regulation of blood coagulation; positive regulation of cytosolic calcium ion concentration; negative regulation of endopeptidase activity. The coding region runs from base 175 to 1302 and encodes 375 amino acids. Gene Ontology annotation, cellular component: extracellular region; blood microparticle. Gene Ontology annotation, molecular function: cysteine-type endopeptidase inhibitor activity. The transcript has 9 exons. The record is from RefSeq and is a predicted model, not a curated record. NCBI's taxonomy places the organism in Eukaryota, Metazoa, Chordata, Actinopteri, Perciformes, Gasterosteidae.